GCCAUCUUGGUGGCUGGAGGCGGCGCCGCGGGACGGAACGGAAGUGCCUGUGCAGCUUCCCGGAUCCGGAGCCGAGCUCUGGCGGCCGCCCUGCCCGCCAUCCUCCUUCCGCAGCCGUGAGGGAGACCGCGGCUCGGCUGCACCGGAGCUGCGAGUUACAGAAUGUCUGAAGGGGACAGUGUUGGAGACUCUGUCCAUGGGAAGCCCUCGGUGGUGUACAGAUUUUUCUCACGGCUUGGACAGAUUUAUCAGUCCUGGCUGGACAAGUCUACCCCCUACACAGCCGUCCGGUGGGUUGUAACACUGGGCCUGAGUUUUGUCUACAUGAUUAGAGUUUACCUGUUACAAGGUUGGUACAUUGUGACCUACGCCUUGGGAAUUUACCACCUAAACCUUUUCAUUGCGUUCCUUUCUCCCAAAGUGGAUCCUUCCUUGAUGGAAGACUCAGAUGACGGCCCUUCAUUACCAACCAAACAGAAUGAGGAAUUUCGUCCCUUCAUUCGAAGGCUUCCAGAAUUCAAAUUUUGGCAUGCAGCUACAAAAGGCAUUCUUGUGGCUAUGAUCUGUACCUUCUUCGAGGCUUUUAACGUCCCAGUAUUCUGGCCGAUCCUGGUGAUGUACUUCAUCAUGCUUUUCUGUAUCACAAUGAAGAGGCAAAUAAAGCACAUGAUUAAAUACCGGUACAUACCAUUCACACACGGGAAGAGGAGAUACAAAGGGAAGGAGGACGUGGGCAAGACAUUUGCUAGUUAGAAGCUGGACUGAUUCUCACACGGACUCAAGAACGGUUUUGAGCCAUUGUAACAAUGCCUUUUUCUUCACAUAAAGUAGUUGAUUAUGAGGAAGUUGAAUUUUCUUUUUAAGAGGAGCCUCAAUGAUUUGUAUCGAAAUAUCAGGUUCUUGAAGAAACUGGCAUUUAAACCAAAUUGCAUUGAUUUCUUUUUCAGUGAUGUUCAUGUGUUUGAAAUGGACAGAUUGUAGUGAACCGUAGGCUUGGGAGGCGAGGCGGGUGGCAACCCAAGAGAGCGCGAGGGAGGACGGGAGUGCGGCCCUGGAGAGCUGCCUUCCUGACCCCGCUGAGGCCACUCCUCUGUGCCAGAGGGAUGAGCCAGCCUGCUUCCUGCUGUGAAAAAGAAUGUACCGCUUUGAGGGUGAUUUCACAGAGCUCUGUGGGGUUCUCAUGCCAGUGUCUGAAUCUCAUCUCACUAGAGAUGUUUCUCAAAUUGGCCUCGAUCAUAAUGACUCAAAACUAUGUUCUUAACUACCAUGAUUGCUUUUGAGGGCCUGGAAUUAUAAAUAUAUAUUAUAUUUUAAUUGUUUGAGACUAUUUUGACACUUUCCUUUGAUAUAUAACAUUUGCUUUUGAUUAAUUUAAACUUGUUCUCAUGCAACAAGCUCUUUAAGGAAACAGAAUGGGCCAGAGCACACCAAGUCUGGGGUUUAUCGCAUGGCCUUUUACUUUCUAUGGGGAAAACAGUUCCUACCACGUGUCAAACUUUUUAAUGUGAUAAAAAUAAUACUCUUUAAACAUUUUA
This is a messenger RNA of Mus caroli (Ryukyu mouse), 1535 nucleotides long. RefSeq names its product retention in endoplasmic reticulum sorting receptor 1 (gene Rer1). Gene Ontology annotation, biological process: retrograde vesicle-mediated transport, Golgi to endoplasmic reticulum; protein retention in ER lumen. Gene Ontology annotation, cellular component: Golgi membrane. The record is from RefSeq and is a predicted model, not a curated record. NCBI's taxonomy places the organism in Eukaryota, Metazoa, Chordata, Mammalia, Rodentia, Muridae.